Hippocampus comes (tiger tail seahorse) is the source of this 3969-nucleotide messenger RNA. It is a transcript of the gene meis2a, whose product is annotated as Meis homeobox 2a. The record is from RefSeq and is a predicted model, not a curated record. The transcript is spliced from 13 exons. NCBI's taxonomy places the organism in Eukaryota, Metazoa, Chordata, Actinopteri, Syngnathiformes, Syngnathidae. Gene Ontology annotation, molecular function: DNA binding. The coding region runs from base 905 to 2122 and encodes 405 amino acids. Gene Ontology annotation, biological process: regulation of DNA-templated transcription.
UAGGAGGAAGAGUGGGUCUCUCCUCUCUCUCGCGUGGGAGAGCUCUUCGCCUUGCCUUGGCGCAGCACCACUGGCUGGGGCCAGCACGCCACUUCCGGGAUCCGUCAUUGCGCUCGCCCACCGCUCGGUGCGCUCGGCGCGCUCACUCAGUGUGUUCGGAGGACGCGAGCCGGCCGCCAAGCUGACAACACUCGCUGACACUCAUUCACUCACCAGCCAGCUACCAAGCCAGACAGCACCAACCAAGCAAGCGACGGACCCGGACAGACAUUUCUUUUGAAUUUUCUUUCCCCGUUUUUUUUUUUUUGUUUUUUUUUACCCUCCUCCCACGCCGUCCGCUUGUGCAAAAAGUCCACACUGGGGCGAAGCAGACAUUUAAAGGAGACAGAGCGAAGAGGACUUACGGGGGGAGGACACCGAACUAACGCGCACGGCACCCGAAAAAAAAACAAGAAGGGAGAGGGUGAGCGAGGGAGAGAGAGAGAGAGAGAGAGAGAGAAAACUUGAACAUCAUCGCCGAGCGUCAUUCAUUCAUUACCUUGACAACCUCUGGCUUUGAUUGACAGCCGGAGUGGCAAAAAGCCAUGAUAGAAGCGACAGUUGACUUUACGCGCCGCUCGUUGAUGGGCCAAUUGUAAACCUUCCAACGUAUUUUUGGACACUUUUGAAAAAUUUUGAAUAUUUUCCUUGGGAGGACAAUCGGAUGCGACGAUUUCGGCGCAACCGCUCCGGCGAAUAGGACAAUUCGCCCAAACAAAACAAAAAGUUAGUCGAAAAAAGGAGGAGGCAAGAGAGAGCUGGGAUUUUUUUUUUCCACGCGGACGAGAGGGAUACUAAAUAUUGCACACAGCAAAAAAAUAAAAAAUAAAUCAGUACGGCAUAUUAGGGAGUUUAUCGGAGCCUGAUGGCGCAAAGGUACGACGAGCUGGCCCACUACGGGGGCAUGGACGGCGUAUCGGCGUCCAUGUACGGGGACCCGCACGCACCCCGGCCGCUCCCGCAGGUCCACCACCUCAACCACGGACCGCCGCUACACGCCAGCCAGCACUACGGAGCCCACGCUCCCCACCCCAACGUCAUGCCCACCAGCAUGGGCUCGGCCGUCAACGACGUCCUAAAGAGGGAUAAGGACCAGAUUUAUGGGCAUCCCCUCUUCCCGUUGCUGGCUCUGGUUUUCGAGAAAUGCGAACUGGCGACGUGCACGCCGAGGGAACCCGGCGUGGCCGGGGGAGACGUGUGCUCCUCGGACUCCUUCAACGAGGACAUCGCGGUGUUCGCCAAGCAGGUCCGAGCAGAAAAACCUUUAUUUUCAUCGAAUCCAGAGUUGGACAAUUUGAUGAUACAAGCCAUACAAGUAUUACGGUUUCACCUCUUGGAAUUAGAAAAGGUUCACGAGCUUUGUGACAAUUUCUGCCAUCGGUACAUCAGCUGUUUGAAAGGAAAAAUGCCAAUAGAUUUAGUGAUUGACGAGCGGGAUGGAAGUUCCAAAUCGGACCACGAAGAGCUGUCCGGCUCGUCGACGAACCUCGCUGAUCAUAAUCCGGCAUCCUGGAGAGACCACGACGACGCCACGUCCACGCACUCAGCCGGUACGCCGGGGCCCUCCAGCGGGGGCCAUGCGUCGCAAAGCGGCGACAACAGCAGCGAGCAAGGCUUUAUUUUCCGCCCAGGAGAUGGUUUAGACAACAGCGUGGCAUCGCCCGGCACAGGCGACGACGACGACCCGGACAAAGAUAAGAAGAGGCAGAAGAAACGCGGCAUUUUUCCCAAGGUGGCCACCAACAUCAUGAGGGCGUGGCUAUUUCAGCAUCUCACACACCCGUACCCGUCUGAAGAGCAGAAGAAGCAGCUAGCCCAAGACACGGGCCUCACCAUCUUACAAGUUAACAACUGGUUCAUUAAUGCCAGGAGAAGAAUAGUACAGCCCAUGAUUGACCAGUCGAAUCGAGCAGGUUUUCUUCUUGAUCCUUCAGUGAGCCAAGGAGCAGCGUACAGUCCAGAGGGCCAGCCCAUGGGCAGCUUCGUGCUGGACGGGCAGCAGCACAUGGGGAUCCGACCGGGCGGGCCUAUGAGUGGAAUGGGGAUGAAUAUGGGCAUGGAUGGGCAAUGGCACUACAUGUAACCUCCAUCUUGUAAAGCAAAAACGCAAAGAAAAAGGGGCAAGUCUGCCAGGCGUGCCGGCCGACUACGUACCUCAGAGCGGUCCUAUGGGCGUGAGCAUGGCCCCGGCCCCUUACAGCAACCCCCGUCAGAUGACCUCCUACCCCGGCCAGCUGCGUCACGUGCCCCCUCCUCUCCACUCGUACCCCGUCCACCCUCACCACCACCACCACGCCAUGCCGAUGCACGGAGGACCCUCCUCGUCUUUGUCCCCCCCGGGGAUGUCUGCGCAGAGACCGCCCUUGCUCACACCCAUGGACCCCGCCACUGCAGGAGCGGGCCUGGACAUCCACGCCUGACAAGUCAGAAGGGAAACUUUUUCGGGCAAAUGCCGCGGCCACUUUGGAAUUCAAGAAGAGAAGGAAAAAAAAAAGCAGCGAGCGGCGCCAUUUUUUGAGAGAAAAUUUUUUAAGAGUAACAAUCGAAAAAGCCUUUGGAGCUGAACUGAAGAAUUCCAGACAAACUGUGACAACCACAACUCUUUUUUUCUUUUCUUUUCUAAUGUUUGUUACAUUUUCACCCAAGCGGAGGACCAAGCUGACUUUGUAAAGUCUUGGGCUUUAAAAAAAAAACUGAAAAACAACUCAAAACACUCUUUUCAUGUGGCGCUUCUGAAAAAAAAAAGGCAGCGAGAAAGAACCAUCAUUCUGGAAGACUUUUAAAAAUGAAAAAACAAACUCCAAGAGUUAUAACUACUGUAGUAAAAUUAAAAAAAAUAUAUCGGUAAAUAAGUUAAAACUUUUUUGCUUUGGAUCACGGUUUAAUUUUUUUUUUUUAGGGUUUCUUUUUUUAAUUUUUUUUUAAGAUUUAACCCUUUUCGGAGGACUCGCAGCACAGCACUAUGUCAACAAAGAAGAAGGUGGAACAUCUCAAAAGGCUUCAACAGGGGCCACCAGGUCCUAAGUACCCCGCCACCCCCACCCUACAACCCACCCUCAAGGCAUGAUGGGAAAAGGCUGCUUGACGACAGCCUUGAAGAUUUGUCAUGCCUUUUUAUUUUUAAACUCUAAAGGCUCUUGAAUGAAUGUUUUUAAAGAAAAAAAAACAUUGUUUAAAAUUGCCCAAGCACUGGAUUGUGUUGGUUUUAUACUUUUUUUUUUUUUUUCUACUGCGGGACUCUCAUCCUUAAAGAGCCGAGUGAAGGAAGAAGCUCCACGGUGUAGAGGGGGAGGAAAAGAGAAAACACACACACACAUACGGACACACAUGUUGAUUGUGCAGCACUGGAGAGAAGCUAUCGAUGCACCAAAAAAAAAAAAAAAGAAGAAAAAAAAAACACUUAAAUUAUGAACUCAAUGUUUUUUGGGGGGUUGAAACAACACUUACACACACACACACACACACACACACACACACACACACACACACACACAGACACACAGGCAUAAAUUUAAAAAAAUAGAAAAGCUGAGAGACUAUUGUAACAAACUUCGUACAGAGUUCAAGUCUAUUAAUUGUUUCCUGUUAGAUAUUCUAUGUGUUUACCUCAAUUGAAAAAGAAUGUUUUUUUGCUAGUUUCAGAUCUGCUGUGGCAUUGAUAUUGUAUAUGUCCAUGAAUUCCUUCCUCUUCUGUUUAUUUGGUUUGUUUUCAUUUUGUUUUGUUUUCUCAGCACGUGUUCCUCACUAGAAGAUAAGAUGCCGUCUCCCUUCAAAGCUUUGUCAAAAACGUAAAAAAACAAACAAACAAACAAAAGGUAACAAAAAAAAAGAGAGAAAAAAAUAACAAAAAAAUACUUGUAUGAGGACUGUGACGUAUUGUUUUAAAAGGUGUUCAGUCACAAAAUGCUGUAAUAAAUAUUUCAUUUUUGA